This is a messenger RNA of Durusdinium trenchii, 5049 nucleotides long. Lineage: Eukaryota; Dinophyceae; Suessiales; Symbiodiniaceae. The record is from the annotation of a GenBank genome assembly.
AUGCUCUGGAGCGAUGGUUGUCAUACAGUUCUUCCUACUCACAGUAGGUUUCUAGGCCUCUCCUACUCCCUGCUGUAUCUCACCGUGUUCUCGCCUCACGGUGCCUUCCUGACCGCACACCUGGCGCAGCGGCACGUGCCCAGCUAUCAACUCUCACUGUUGAGGGGCGCGGGGGCCCUCCUUGGAGUGACCGGAGUCCUUAUGCACCCUCCGGCGCAAGAGCUGCUGGGCGCUCGCGUGGCCGAUGCCGUCUUCGUGCUGUGGCUCGCCGGCUGGACGGUGAUGGCGCUGGACGCCUUCCACCGGGUGCCACGGGCCGAACGGCGAAGUGCAUUCGGUUUGAACACGUGGACGAGCUUAGCGCCGGAGAACAGCAGACUCAGUGCAUCGACCGAGUGCCUCGCGCGGCCGGGUCUCUAUGGCUUCGAGCUGGGCGUGCUGAACACCGAGCAGGACUUCUCUGAUGCUCGACAUCGAUCUGCCAUAGGUGCCGUGGAUUCGGCGCUCACAUCCUUCGCCACCUUGGCGAUGUACGGCUCCGGGCUGGUGCUCACGCGCCCCGAUCAGUUCGUGGUGCUGGUCGACGGCUCCACCCUCUUCGUCUCCCUGGGUGCGGGUGUGGCUGCUUUUGUACCAUUCGCACAAGCACAGGCCGUGGUUGAUGCUCGUGGGUUGGUUGUGGAUCUGCUGAAGCAGGGCUCUGUAGUGCCACCCCGAUGUAUGGAGGAGAUGUUCGACCUCACGGAAGUCUUGCGGAGGAAAGCUAGCCUCGCUUUCAAGCCGUUGUCCGGUGGCCGUGCGGCCAUCCAGAGCGCUUGGACGUCGCAGCGGUGGCGUCGCAGCGAGUCGUCCACGGAUGGCCUCAUGGCGCUCCUCAGGCUCAUGCUCUUGGGCCAGGUCCUUGGCCAGCAGAGUACCGACCCCGAGGAGGCCUUUGGCCGACGCGCUUGCAAGUUCCGCCCACUGCCCACCAGCCUGGCCGACGGCUACACCACGGCCGAGGGCUACCGGGUGGCGGAGACCUUCGGCGUGCCGCUGGCGGUGCUCCUGGGCGCUGGGCAUCGCCUCGCAGCGCCGGCGGCGGACUUCGCCGCGGGCGGCGCGGGCGGCGCGCUGGGCUUCGCGGUGCAGCUGGGCUUCCAGGCACCGGUGCAACUGCUGGUGGAGGCCACCUUUGGCCCAAGAACGCUGAAAUGCACUCACACCUGGGGUGCCGGUGGACACAUGAAGCAGUGCAGCCUCUCCAGGACGCCGCAAGCUCCAGUAGCUCGAGCCCUUGGGCCCUUGAGCGCAUUGCCCCUCGUCCAACGUCCAACGUCCGCCAUGGGUCAAGGCACGUCGUCCUCGCCGGACGUGCCGCUCGAGGUGCGCGGCUUGGAUGGGCGAAGCGAGGUCGUGCGGCUGCCGCAAUGCAAGGGUCUCAGCGGGCUGCAGCUGCAGCAGAUGAUUUCUGGCCAACUGGGCCUGGCGAAGGCUGGCUGUCGAGUGCUGGUACUCCACGGAUCUGAAGUGAUUUCCAAGCAGAAGGAGCGACAGCUGCCAGUCAUUCGGGAGCUCUGCGACUUGACGGAGGUGUCGUAUCUCUAUGAACCCACCAGUUUACAGGACGCCUGGCGAGCUCUAUCGUUCUCCUGGACAGCUUCCCGUUUUCGAGCGGACGAGAAGUGCUUUGCCUUGGAGGGACUCACUCGCUUAGAGGGGAUUUCGGGGCUCAGUCAGCUGAAGGGACUGCCGCUCAGUCUCGAGAGCCUGGGCUUUGAUAAGUAUUUCAACCAGACGUUGGAGCGAGCGGCUUUGCCCAAGAAUCUCCAGACUCUGACCUUUGGCUUCUACUUUAAUCAAAGCCUGGAGAAGGUGAGCUGGCCCGAGAAGCUGCAAGUCUUGACUUUGGGAGAUGAAUUCAAUCAACCCUUGGAGAUGGUGAAGUGGCCGAAGAGUCUUAAGACUUUGACCUUUGGCAAGCAGUUCAACAAGAGCUUGGAGCGUGUGGUGCUACCGAGCACCCUGGAAGAGCUGAAGUUUGGCAGGGAUUUUAAUCAGAGACUCGACAACGUGAGACUGCCUGAGAGUUUGCAAAGCCUGACGUUUGGCUUUAGCUUCGACCAAGCUUUAACCGAAGUGAGCUUUCCCCAGGGCCUAGUGAGUCUGACCUUUGGCUUCUGGAACCAGACAAUGGAUCAGAUGAUUUGGCCUACAAGUCUCCAAAGCCUCACAUUCGAAGCUGCUUGUGAUCAGGAGAGCCAAGCUUUGCUUGCACGAGUUACGCGUGGUUAUCGUUUCAACCAGACUUUGGAGCAGGUGACAUGGCCGAUGAGCCUCCAUUGCCUGACCUUGCGCUUUGAUUUUAAUGAGAGAUUGCAAGGAGCAGCUUUGCCUGAGCAUCUCCAGAAAUUGAUGUUCGGCAGUGAUUUCAACCAAUCUUUACAAGGGCUCACUUUCCCAAUGACCUUGAGAAGCCUGACAUUUGGCCAUCAUUUCAAUCAGCCCCUCGAGGAAGUGAAUUGGCCAGAUCACCUAACCUAUUUGAGCUUUGGUGAAGAGUUCAACCAACCUUUGGAUCAAGUUGCUUGGCCUCAUGGCCUCGAAAGUCUCUUUCUGGGCAACUCCUUCAAUCAACCUUUGGACCAAGUGGUUUGGCCCAGACGUCUCCGGAGCCUCUCCUUUGGUGCGAAGUUCAACCGGCAGUUGCAAGAGAUUCCUUGGCCCAGCCUCGAGAGGUUGUGCCUUGGAAGAGAGUUCAAUCAGACGCUCCAGGGCCUCUCUUGGGACAACCUCCGCAGUUUGACGUUGAGCCAUCCUUUCGAGGAGGGCUUGGAGCAGGUCUCUUUGCCUGACAGCCUGGAGUCUUUAACCUUUGGCGAAGAUUUCACACAGAAGAUGGAGCAAGUGCUUUGGCCCAAUGGCCUUCAAAGUCUCAGCUUUGCCCAUGGCUCCUCGAAAGUAGAACCAAUGACUCUGCCAGGAAGCCUGAAACGCUUCCAGUUCGGCCGGCUCCUCAUGAGUGCAGAAAGUCAGGAGAAAAAGCAGCCCGGAAAGGAUGCACGGAUGUCCACCGUGGUGCAACCAACGAUCCAGCUUCCUGGCGCCCUCACCUUGACCUUCCGCGCGGCCGGCUCGCCGGACACUGCGGGCGGAAGCGCGGGACACUGUGUGGCACUGCGGCUGGACUUGGAGAUCAGCUCACAGCAGGCCAGCGACGCAGCGCGCCGCUGCUUCGCCGCGCCGCUGCCGGCCGCGGCGCCGCCGCUGCUCACGGUGUCCGGGAGCGGGGUCGACCGGUCAGUGGUCCAAAGGCCCCCCAACGGCAUCAUCUGGAAAGCGGCCCUGCCGGCAGCAGCACCCCACACCUUCAACCGGCCCAUGGAGGAGCAUGUCAAGAAAGAACCUACCGCGGAGUUGAAGCAGCUUGCUUGGAUGCAGCUGGGCUAUGAGACUGGAGUUCUUGUUCUCCUUGGCAAGCACUACCUGGAUGCUCAGGACAGAGCAUGGGUCAGUCUCGACGCCUUUUUGCCUACCAUCAGCUACACAACCGGGACUUCCCCGACUACGUCCAAGAAUGGGAACGCUCGUGAAGCUGAGCAAUAUGGCAGCCGUGGAGUGUCAGAGCCUGGAAAGCAUGAGUUGCAACCUUGGGUGGCCAUUGGAGAGGAGCCACAGUGUUUGAGGCGCUGCUUUACUGGAACAGCUUCGGCAUACGGACAGGUGGUACAGCGCUUGUUGCCUCCGGCCAUGCCUUUCGCCAUUUGGAUCCUGGCCGACGUCGAGUUCUUAGGGCCUCCGGCCUGGCUCUGCGAGGGCGGCGCUUGGCCCAGACGGCUGGAUGCCUGGCGAGUUGGCCAAAGGGUCCGAAGCACUGCGUGCGACGUGGUUGAGGGGCUGGGAGGGAUUUUGGAAUCUGCAGAUUGGAGGGUCCAACGUUUAGGUGAGGCUACAUGUUUGGAUGGUUUUGGGAUUUUGGCGGGCAAGACCAUGUUGGGUGUGCAUCCGCCUGAGCAGCGCAACCAGGGAAGCCAAGUUGUAGAUCCAGGGGAGCUCCAGGUGCUGCGCCAACGCCGCUUCGCGCUGCGCGACCUCUUCGACCUCACCCGCCCGCCGGAGCGCGGCGAGGGGGAGUCCGCCGCCGCGGCCGGUUCGUUGGGCGGGUUGCACGCACUGGAAAUCCAGGUGACUGAACCUUCCAUUUUUCGCCUCACCACACAUGCGCCCACAGUGCCUGCGCGGCCGAUGCUGGUGCCUGGUCAUCGCGAGGAGGCGUGGUUGGCGCUGGCAAAGCCCCAGGAGUUCCCCACGCGACGCAUCCCCGCCGCAGGUCGGGAGUUUCGGCAUAGCAUCAGCGUGGAGUUGGCGCCGGGGGACUACACCUUGCUCUUUGUCUUGGAGAUGCCCACAGGUGAGUUCUUCAAGCUGCUUCUCUUCCAGGGGGCUGGUGGUAGCUGUGGCUCUGAUGCUGGCAACGGAAUUCUGGACUUGCAGGCAAUGGCUGAGCCGGUGCCACUGAGCGCUUGGCGUCCGCAACCCAUGAGCUUUAUGAUCACACUGCCGCGGCCACCGGGCACCUUCGAAGAGGGCGCGGGUGAUGCGCAGGGCCUUCAGAUCAUCGCACGGUCCUCCAUGAAUUUGGGCGUGGCCGCCGAGGGCAAUGCGCCACCCGUGGUGCUUCAUGCCAAGGUCACUUCACCCUUCUCCGCAGCGGACCUUCAGGUGACAUUCUACGAGAACGGGCAGCCGUUAGGAGAGCCACAGCCACUUCCCGAUGGCCGCCCGGCUGAGAUGCAAUGCAAUGGCUAUACCGCCAUGGCUGGCCCGGCGAAGAAAGAGAGCUUCUACGAGGCGGGAACUUCCUCCGGUGCCGAGGACUCGCGGUGCGAAGGACCCGCGGCGCGAAGUCCGGGCGAUGUCAUGUGGUUCCAGAGGAUUCUGGUCCUAUCGAAUAGGACCACGUGCGUGGAGUUCAACGUGGAGUUGGCUGCCUUGAGUUUGACGCCGCCCACAGUGCAGGGGCAAUUCAUCGCUCCUUUGCCAGGCAGUCUUGACCUCCGGUUGGGAUGA